Rhizoctonia solani is the source of this 1110-nucleotide messenger RNA. RefSeq lists its product as uncharacterized. The transcript is spliced from 2 exons. Lineage: Eukaryota; Fungi; Basidiomycota; Agaricomycetes; Cantharellales; Ceratobasidiaceae. The record is from RefSeq and is a predicted model, not a curated record. Bases 1 to 1110 code for a protein of 369 amino acids.
AUGUUGGCACGACUCACUGAUGUUCCCCCCGAGCUGAUUUCAGACAUUCUCAUAUAUGUUACCGACCCAGUCGAUCUUGCAGCCUUUGCAUGCGCCAGUUCCUACCUUCGUUUCGAGGCAACACGUGCAUUGUAUACAACUGUAAAGCUUGUUUCACUCAAACAGGCCGUACGAUUUUGUCGAACCAUCACAUUUCAUGCUCGUAAAACCACCGGCACUUUGCGAGAGCAUCCAGGCGUGCAUGUCCAAAGCCUUACAUUUCGGCCUCGGGCACUACACACGGAAUAUCCUCCCGUUCCACUCAAUGCUCGUCGCAAGACCGUCGAUCACACGCCACGUCCAACGGCCACAUUUUUUAGAUUACUAUCCAGGGCUAUUGCUGCUUUGCCGCACCUCGCUAUGUUGGACCUAGCAUGGGGUUUCCUGUAUCGUCACACGCACCCAACAUGGACCCUUGACCGCAUUGGAACCCACAAAUUCUUGCAUACGGUUCACAUCGAUGGGGUAGAGAACGCAGACGCAUUAGAGAGGUUUUUGGCACGUCAUCGUCCAAGUGAUAGGGACGAAGGAUGCGUGGGAAUCAGCAGCUUUGAAAACCGCUCCUGGUUGGACUUGCUCGAUCCUUUAUCGCCCCGAGGCGCCCGAGUUCUGAAACAAUUUACCCCAGGGUUACUUCCGGUUGCGAACAGUUUCUCAGGGCCGGCAAGUAUGUUGAAAAGCAUGGGAGUAUGUGCGAGUAAAUUGGAUAAAGUCAGAGUGUGGAGUUGGGGGUAUGGGAGCGCCGAUGAAGAGCUAUCAGGUAUUCAUGAGGCAUUGGCGGGAAGCAGAGACAUAUCAAGCCAAGGAGACAAGCCUUUUGGAUGCGGAAUUUCCGAAUUCGCAUAUGUCUCUAAAACCUUGGUAGAGGAUGUCAUCUCAUUAGCUGGAACGUACCUUCCCGAUGUGCAUGGAUCAGGGAUACGAAUUGGGGAAGACUCCCUUGCCCGAAAAGCUGCCCAACUUACCGAACCUCGAGUCUAUCACCAUUGUCGCACGAGCGACCAGGCCAACGGAGAAGCCAUCCAGAUAUCCAGCGGUAUCGUUCACGAGGGAUUCGCUCGGUCAAAUUGA